Messenger RNA from Oncorhynchus keta (chum salmon), 1285 nucleotides. Its product is annotated as neuroendocrine protein 7B2-like. Gene Ontology annotation, biological process: regulation of hormone secretion; neuropeptide signaling pathway. The record is from RefSeq and is a predicted model, not a curated record. NCBI's taxonomy places the organism in Eukaryota, Metazoa, Chordata, Actinopteri, Salmoniformes, Salmonidae. Gene Ontology annotation, molecular function: enzyme regulator activity. Bases 80 to 799 code for a protein of 239 amino acids. Gene Ontology annotation, cellular component: secretory granule. The transcript is spliced from 6 exons.
AUAAAUGAUCGACAUCGUUUAAAGACAUCCACGGAGAAGCCAGGGAUUGUUUUUGUGCCUGACAGGAGCCAAUAAGGUAAUGAUCCGUGGAGCGAGGAUUGCAUCCUCCGUCAGCGUCACAAGCUCUUUCUCACCGCAUCCAGGAUACACCACAGAGAUGGGUUCGACGGUCAGGUUGAGUAGAACCGUGUUGGGCGUUCUGGUGUGCAUGGCGGGGCUGGCAUCCGCCCGGAGCCCCCGCACGGCAGACCAAGUAUCUGAGGCCGAUAUUCAACGCCUCCUACACGGCGCCAUGGAGCAGCUGGGCAUCGCUCGUCACAGGAUCGAGUACCCCGCUCACCAGGCCACCAACAUCGUGGGUCCCCAGAGUAUCCAAGGCGGAGCCCAUGAGGGGCUGCAGCACCUGGGUCCCUAUGGAAACAUCCCCAACAUCGUAGCUGAGCUGACAGGGGACAACAUCCCCAAAUACUUCAGUGAGGACCAUGGUUACCCCAACCCUUCCAACCCAUGUCCACUAGGAAAGACGGCUGCAGAUGGUUGUCUGGAGAAUGUCCCAGACACAGCAGAGUUCAGCAGAGAGUUCCAGAACCAUCAGCACUUGUUCGACCCAGAACAUGACUACCCUGCUCUGGCCAAGUGGAACAAGGAACUGUUGUACCAAAAACUGAAGGGAGGACCCAAAAGAAGACAAAGGAGUGUCAAUAACCCCUAUCUGACGGGUCAGAAGCUGGACAACGUUGUAGCCAAGAAGUCUGUUCCCCACUACCCAGAAGAGGAGGACUAUAGAACAUCCACCUGAAACCCACCCCGCGUUGUUCUAACGUUACUAACCCCACCAUGUCACAUCACUAAAACUAAAGUAUAUUCAAAAUGACAUCACAAAAGUAUUGGGAGUGUUCUCUAAGUAUUACUUUUAAUCACCAUUACAUUUCGUUGAACUUACGUAGCCUACUAACAACGUUACAUGCAGUAAUAGCGGUAUAUUGAUAUGUACAACUUGUGUAAAAAAAAAUCAUUUAAAAAAAGGUAUUAUACUCUGCUAUUUUCAGUUCUCAAUCAUUCAUUGAUCUAUCAAAAGUAUUGAUACUCCGUUUAUUUGUGUGCCUGUGAUGUAUGAUUCAUCCUGUGAAGCUGAAUUUUCUGUUUUUAUCAAACAAAUAUGCUGUUGAUGUUUUUGAUCUGGUUUUGCUUAUUUUUUUGUGUGGCUCAAGCCUUAAUUAAGUCUCUUGCUGUUUUAUUUCUGAUCAUUUUCUGUUCAUUUAAAAUAAAAUGAUUUACUCUGCAA